GCGGCCUACCCUUAACGUUAAGUAGAAUUUAACUUUAUAUUAUAGACCAAGUAUAUAAUAUAUUAAUGUAGUGACCAUGAACACCUCGUAUACCGAAGUAUUUUCAACUGCAUACGUCAGUGAAGAAACGACAGUGGCCGCAGCUUUAGCACGUCGACCCUACGUUCGACCCUUCAACAACACAGAAGUCAUAAUAACAGCUACGAUCCUAUUCACUCUAUGUGUGGUUGGAAUAACUGGAAAUGUUAUUACCAUUGCUGUUAUCGGUAGCAGGAAAAGUUUGAGUACAAUUUUCAACAUAUUCAUUCUGAGCUUAUGCGUUUCGGAUCUCUACUCUGCUCUGAUCAGCCCACUACAACUGUAUAGACGGACCUGGGGGUUUGAUAGAUGGAUCAUUUCAGAUUUUUUGUGCAAGUUUUACUGGGGAUCGGAUCUUUGGACGUCCUUUGUCACAGCUACUCACAUUGCCUCUUUCGCCCUCUUGCGGUUGGCGUCAAUCGGUUGGCCUCAUAGAUUCGCAAAAGUUCGGAUGCUUAGUAUAAAGAUAUUCAUUAUUGCCGUAUGGUCAAUCACCUUCGCCGUUGGGUUUGUUCCUUUCUCUGUUUUCAUGGAGUCAGCACCUCGUAACAGAAGCAGUAACCACGUGUCGUCGAGAUGGCCGUCUUGCACAUGCGCAAUGCGGUGGGUUGGUCACUGCAAGUGGUACUCCCAUAUAGCUUACCCCAUAUUCUUCUACCUCCCUCUUGUGACGGUUGUUAUUACUUCGGUCGUCAUAGCAAUCUUCCUGUGGAGAAGAAGGUUCAAUACGUUUUCAGCAAAUCGGCAGACAGAUGUGGAGGCAAAGAAAGAAAAACAAGCAAUUAUCCAGUUGUUCCUGAUCGUUGGUUCUUUUCUCGUUGGAUACAUACCAUUUACGGCAUACGCGUUUUACACCCAAUACCCUGGUAAGAAAGGAGAUAACUUGCUUCGCAUUGACUGGUUGUUUGGAAUUAUACAAUACAUCUGCAUGAGAACGUCAGAAUGUCUCAACCCGAUAUUCUACAACAUUGGGUCGUCAAAAAUGAGAGUAGAAACAAAACGAUUUCUGGAAAAAUGUUUUUGUGGAAGAAGUGUUUCGAAAACAAACAACACCGUUUCGUCGUCAAAGGAAACGAACGGAAAACUAGAAACCUUGGACAGUAAAGUGCCCGAAAAUUUUGACGAUCCUGUUAUAAUAGACGAACGCCCACUUUAAAAGAGUUAAAGACAUGUAUAUAUAUAAUACCGUAUAGCUGUUUUUUGUUCAUGAUUGGAUGAAACGGUUA
Ciona intestinalis (vase tunicate) is the source of this 1304-nucleotide messenger RNA. The record is from RefSeq and is a predicted model, not a curated record. NCBI's taxonomy places the organism in Eukaryota, Metazoa, Chordata, Ascidiacea, Phlebobranchia, Cionidae.